Messenger RNA from Phytomonas sp. Hart1, 1845 nucleotides. The record is from the annotation of a GenBank genome assembly. Lineage: Eukaryota; Euglenozoa; Kinetoplastea; Trypanosomatida; Trypanosomatidae.
AUGCCAAUCAAACCUCAGUAUGAAUGGGAGCAAACAGUGGAUGAUGUAUUGCUACACAUAGCCAUCAAAGGAUACAAGAAGAAUGCCGUUGAUGUGUUCGUUUCCGAUGUUUUUGUGAAGGUUAAUGCCGCACCUACUUACUUGCUUACACUUGAUCUUCUUCACUCUGUUGUCGUAGACCAAUGUGUGCAUUAUUUCGAUAGCGAGAAUUCCUUUCUAUUGCAUAUCAGACUCAAAAAAGCAGAUCCAGGCCUUGUUUGGAAAAUUCUCUGUGUUCCAUCGGAUGAAGUUUCCAAAAAGGAAAUCCUGGAACGUCGUAUACAAUCCAUGCAUAAGGCAGAGGAGAAUUAUAAUCUAAUGCUUAAACUCCGAGCAAAGCAGCGUGAAACUGAGAACCGACGCAUGACAGAGGCACAAUGGGAGGUGGAAAAGGAACAGCGGCGCGUCAUUGAGAAUCGCUUUAACUCCGAGAAAGCUGCCGCUGAGGAGGAUCUCUAUGCCUGGGAAGAUACUCAUAAAUUGAACGGGACGACGACCUCCCGAGCCACACCAGAGUCACCUGGAUGCAUUUUACCUUUAACAAAUGAGCAUGAUUCAGCUGGAGCAUUAUCCGAAGAAUCUCAGACGAAUGACAAUCCACCGCCAGUGCGUGGGCCAAGCACCGUUAACGUGGCCAUUGACUUUACACCUAAGAUGUUUGUUCUGCCGACCCGCUCUCGUGGCGAUGAGGAGUACUACCGCAAAAGCCGCUACAAGCCAGUGUCGAUCGAAGAUAGUCCCAUGUUCUGGAAGGAAAAGGGUGACCAGCACUACCGCACACACGAGUGGAGGUUGUCUGCGGACGCUUACUCGGAGUCGAUUAAGCGUGAUGGCGUCUUUCUUACCUGUGUUAUGAAUCGCGCCGCCUGCUUUUUGCACAUGGGUGAAUAUAAGCGGGCCAUCGAAGACUGUACCUUAGCCCUGACGUUGUUGGGAAACAUGCCUGCGAGUGAGAUAACACAGGAUCGGUAUCGUUAUCUUUUAACGACUUUACAUGCUCGGCGUGGGGCAGCAUAUUGCUGGAAUGAUGACCUUGUACAUGGCGUCACCGAGUUACGCAUGGCGUCUGCUUAUCGUGAUCCGGACGGCGACGAUGACAUCGUUAAAGAUUUGCAGGUAGCGGAACAGCUAAUGGCGGAGCGUGGGUUGACCAUCGACGCCGCUCAGGAUCCGUUGGAUAGCUUAUUACAAAAUGCAUCCUCACUGUACUAUCGUCAAGACUACGCGGCUGCGGUUGAGGUGUACCGUGAGGUUCUUGCAAAAGAUCCCUAUCGAGUGCAUGCCCAUAGUAACCUAAGCGCGUGCUUACUGCUACUAGGGCGUUUCAACGAAGUUGUCGAGGAAUGUGAGCACAUCAUUGAUUUCUGUAAGGAGGUCGCCGCAGCUCUGAAUCAGCCUGGUAUUUUGUCUUCGGACGGUAACGAUAUGGACAGCGACGAUGAAAAUUUUGAAUUAGGGGAUGAGGAGGAAGGGGAAGAACUUUUCAUGUCUUCCGGGAGGGUUGAAACCGAUGGUGAUAGAGGUAAGAUGGAUCACUUCAAAGGGAAGAUGGUCCGGGAGCGUCGUGCGGCAGCUGCAAAGCUGAGCCAAAACAGUGCCCAUGUUUAUCUUUUGCUUAAGGCUUAUGUGCGGAUGGCGGCAGCCCACUGUGGCCUUAAGGAUUACCGAAAAUCACAUGUGUUUCUCGAACAGGCCCUUCGCAUCACGCCCUACGAUAAUGAUUUGCUAGAUGAUUGUAAUCGUCUGGCUGAGAAGAUUCGCUUGGAUACUUUGGUUGCUGCAUCUACCACAGGGAAGGUUGCAUAA